AUGGCCGACCCAUUCGAAGUCCGCCUACGCUUCACCAGCCUCCUCACCCACCUCUCAGCAUCCACAACCUCCAGCAUGAAAACCGCAACCUACGCCCUCAAACACCGCGACAUGGACGAAGACCUGCACUCCUGCAUCCUAGAAUCCCUAGACUCAGGCUCCACAUCCAUGAACACACGCGCCAACAUCAUGUGGUUCCUCGAGCACUUCUGCGACAUGGCCAUGAAAGAAGGCAACGAAGGACACAUCCCCUACGUUGACAUGGUACGGCGGGAUAUCCUUAAAAUCGUGACAGGGGUUGUGGGUGGAGACAGAAAAGGUGGGAAUGGGAUGGGUGCCAAUAUCAAGGUUGCUAGGAAGGUCGUUGAUACGUUGAAGGUUAAGGGGGUGCUGGGAGAGGAACUCGUGCGGAACAUUGAGGCGGAUCUUAAGAAGAAGGAGUAUGAGCGGAGUAAGGGUUUGACAGAGGAAGGUGGAAAGGACGAAGAAGAAGAGAAAGCUGCGAGUCAGGGUAAGGAGAGAGACCGGAAGCAAGAGCAUAAAGACAAGUAUGCUUCCUCGAGGCCGAAGGAGAGCAAGAGUAAUGGCCACAAAGUUGAUAAACGAGCCAUUGAGCAGAGGAUUGAAGAGGACCGAGAGCGGAAUAAAAGGCUACGAGAAAGUGUAUGGGCUGUCAAUGGAGAUGAUGAGGAAGAGCUCAACAAACUCUGGGAAGAGACUAGUGAUCUGAACGACGAUGACUACGCGAUUGCCAGGGAAGAAGCUGACGAAAGGGCUCAAUUUGCUAGGUAUCAUAGAGCACUUUUGCUGGAAGCUGGUCGGUAA
Lithohypha guttulata is the source of this 825-nucleotide messenger RNA. RefSeq lists its product as uncharacterized. Gene Ontology annotation, biological process: positive regulation of transcription by RNA polymerase I; positive regulation of DNA-templated transcription, elongation. The transcript has a single exon. Lineage: Eukaryota; Fungi; Ascomycota; Eurotiomycetes; Chaetothyriales; Trichomeriaceae. Gene Ontology annotation, cellular component: CTDK-1 complex. The coding region runs from base 1 to 825 and encodes 274 amino acids. The record is from RefSeq and is a predicted model, not a curated record.